AUGGCCGAAGAAUCUGCAUCCAGCCCGAAAGUCUACGUCGCCCCGAAAGAUGCCAGGAAAUACGUUGAAGCAGUCCUCAAAGGGAAUGGCGUGCCUUCCGAGAAUGCCUCAAUCGUCGCGAGAUGCCUCGUAGCAGCCGAUCUGCGAGGUGUCGACACACAUGGGGUCAAUCGAAUCCCGUCAUACGUUGCACGCAUCCGCCAAGGUGUUCUGGACGCAAAGGCACAGCCGGUUCUUCACGAAACGACACCAGUCGUCGCGCAAGUCGACGGAAUGAAUGCUUUUGGCUUCGUAGCGGCUCAUAUGGGCAUGAAAAAAGCUAUCGACAUGGCCCAAGUUUAUGGCAUCGGCAUGGUCAGUGUCAAGCACAGCAACCACUUCGGCAUGUCCGCAUGGCUUGUGCAGCAGGCCAUCGACGCAGGUAUGAUGAGUCUGGUCUUCACGAACAGCUCGCCGGCGUUGCCUGCUUGGGGAGGCAUGACGAAGCUCAUGGGCGUUAGUCCUAUAGCUUGUGGAGCGCCUGGCGGGAACGAGAAGCCUUUUAUCCUGGACAUGGCUCCAUCGGUCGCGGCUCGUGGCAAGAUCUACAAGGCAAAGCGUCGAGGCGAGAAGAUUCCCAAGGAGUGGGCACUAGAUGCGAAUGGAAGGCCAACUGAUGACCCUGCGUUGGCGUUGGACGGUGUCAUGCUGCCAAUGGGUGGGCCGAAAGGGUCGGCGCUGGCGAUCAUGAUGGAUGUCUUUUCCGGCGUCCUCUCAGGCAGCGCCUUCGCUGGUCAUGUUACCAACCCUUACGAUCCCAGCAGGCCUGCUGAUGUAGGCCAUUUUUUGAUCGCUAUCAAGCCGGAUCUCUUCAUGCCAUUGGAGGACUUUCGUGCACGUAUGGACUACCUUUACAAGCGGGUCAUCGACUCCGACAAGAUGGAAGGCGUCGAUCGAAUCUACUUCCCUGGAGAGAUCGAACAGAUCACCGAAGAGACGCGCCAGCAAGGCGGAAUACCAUACGUGGAAUCUGAGAUAGCGGCGCUCAACGAUGAGGCUGAUCGAGUUGGCACCGCACAUAUCAGGAUCAUGCAGGAAAAUCCCUAG
Molecule: messenger RNA, 1086 nt
Organism: Zymoseptoria tritici IPO323
Lineage: Eukaryota; Fungi; Ascomycota; Dothideomycetes; Mycosphaerellales; Mycosphaerellaceae
Exons: 2
Coding region: 1-1086 (361 amino acids)
Molecular function (GO): oxidoreductase activity
Source: RefSeq, a predicted model, not a curated record